GUGCCGAGCCGGCUCCUCCUCCUCCUCGGCCUCCACCUCCCCUCCGUCCUCAGGCUCAGCCGCCGCGCCGCCCGGCCGCUCCUCCUUCCUCCCCGGGCGACCGCGGCGAUGUUUAACCGCGCCGUGAGCCGGCUCAGCAGGAAGCGGCCGCCGUCAGACAUCCACAGCAGUGAUGGGAGUCCCAGCAGCAGCCACCAGAACCCCAAGAGCACAGCCAAAUGGGCAGCCUCUCUGGAGAAUCUGCUUGAAGACCCAGAAGGCGUGAAAAGAUUUAGGGAAUUUUUAAAAAAGGAAUUCAGUGAAGAAAAUGUUUUAUUUUGGCUAGCGUGUGAAGAUUUUAAGAAAACACAGGAUAAGAAGCAGAUGCAGGAAAAGGCAAAAGAGAUCUACAUGACCUUUCUGUCCAGUAAGGCCUCAUCGCAAGUCAACGUGGAGGGGCAGUCCCGGCUCAAUGAGAAGAUACUGGAAGAACCACACCCACUGAUGUUCCAGAAACUCCAGGACCAGAAGGCCCCCAGGAAGGCCCUGUUUUUCCCAGUGAAGGAGUUGGAAGCUGGGAGGAGCGCAUUCGGAACCACAAGAUUUCACCUAACUUAAGCCCCCCCUCCCCUCAGCGGCUCUGGCUUCCUUCCAUGCUGUUGGCUUCAUUGCAGUGCCGUCUGAGCAGCCUGCCUCGUGCCCCCGGACACCCCGUUCACUAGGAAGACUCCAGGGAACCUCAGCCCCUUGUCACGGCAGCAGCACUCCAGCCCUGGAGGUGCUGAUAGGGCAGCGUGGGCUUUAGGGUGCAGCUGGAACCUGGAAGGGGGACAAAUCCUCCCUGAGCAGACCUGACAUCCGUGCAUCUUCUCGGGUCUUCAUUCAAGUCCUAUUUACUCUUGGUUUACACACAGUUCUAGCGGGCUCUGGUCCUCAGGUCACGGCGGAUUGGACAGCAAGAGGCGACAGCUGACGGGCAGGGAGGAGACAGAAAAGCGAAAGUCAGCAUAAAACCGCAGCACAGCGAUAUCUGGAGCCACCAAGCGCGGGGGCCCUCAGCCCCACGCACUGCCCCGGGGGCAUCCCUGUGCUACGGGAUGGUGACACCAUGAGUGAUCCUGAUACCCCAGAGCGUCAGGCAAAACUUAAAUUGUGGUCAGCGUAUUCUGUGAAGAACGGGUUAGACAUUUUAAUAUCUUAAGUUUGAGAUCUUAAGAGAAGUUUGGGGCAUAAAACUCUGUUACUCUGAGGGGCGUCUGGGUGGCUCAAGCAGUUGAAUGUCCAGCUUCGGCUUAGGUCAUGAUCUCGAGAUUUGUGGUUUUGAGCCCCACAUCGUGCUCCGCGCUGGCACUGCAGAGCCUGCUUGGGAUUCUCUCCCUCUGUCUUUUCCUCUACCCUCCCCCACUUGCUCACGAACGUGCUCUCUCUCUCUCUCUUUCUCAAAUAGUUAAACUUUAAACAAUUACUUUGAAAACCUAUGGAAGUGGAGAGAUCCUUCUCUGAUUUAUUUUAUUUAUUUUCAAUGUUUAUUAAUUUAGUUUUUGAGAGAGAGAGCAAACCAGGGAGGGGCAGAGGGAGAGAGAAAUCCCAAGCAGACUCCAUGCCGUCAGCGAGGAGCCUGACAUGGGGCUCGAACUCACAGACUGUGAGAUCAUGACCUGAGCCGGAACCAGGAGUCGGACAUUAAACCUACUGAGCCACCCAGGUGCCCCUCCUUCUCUGAUCUAACUCGGUUCUGCAAACACGGCCCAGUCGUGUACUCAGCACAUGCUGGUAAGGCCAGGAGAGAUGGGGGUAGUUCUGUGGCUGUUUCCUUGGAACCUCAGCCUAGAAUCAAAGGCUGCUGUUGGACAAAUUUAAGUUGUGGGAAGCAGGAAGGAGGAGGCGACCUUACAAAGAGUUGGUUUUUUUCAAUGAAGUGCUAUUUCCUGCAGUGUCUUUUU
Messenger RNA from Neofelis nebulosa (Clouded leopard), 1922 nucleotides. It is a transcript of the gene RGS10, whose product is annotated as regulator of G protein signaling 10. Gene Ontology annotation, molecular function: GTPase activator activity; G-protein alpha-subunit binding. Bases 109 to 597 code for a protein of 162 amino acids. Lineage: Eukaryota; Metazoa; Chordata; Mammalia; Carnivora; Felidae. The record is from RefSeq and is a predicted model, not a curated record. The transcript is spliced from 5 exons. Gene Ontology annotation, biological process: regulation of G protein-coupled receptor signaling pathway.